AUGUUAUCUUGGGGGAUAAGAGAAAGUAGAGAAAUAUCUUUACAAAAAGGAUACAUAAAUAUUCAGAAAAUAGCAGAUAAUUUACAUUUAUCAAAUCAACAUAUAGAAGCUGCACAGAGAAUAUAUUUGAUGGCAUUACAACGUAAUUUUACAAUGGGAAGGAAUAAUUCAUAUGUUGCUGCUUCUUGUUUAUAUACAAUUUGUAGAAGAGAAAAAUCGCCUAUAAUGUUAAUUGAUUUUAGUGAUAUAUUACAAACACCUGUAAAACCUUUGGGUAAAACAUUUUUAAAACUGUUAAGACUUUUACAUAUUAGUGUACCAAAUAUUGAUCCAUCACUAUUUUUAGAAAGAUUUGCAUAUAAACUUAAUUUAAAAAAUGAUAUAUAUAAGGUAACAUAUACUGGAAUUAAAUUAAUACAAGCCAUGACACGAGAUUGGAUAAGUACUGGUAGGAGACCAACAGGUUUAUGUGGUGCUUCUUUGUUAAUAGCAACAAGAAUACAUGGUAUAAAUGUUAAUUCAAAUACGAUAGCUGAAGUUGUUAGAAUAUCUAACCCUACUAUUAUUAAACGUUUAUAUGAAUUUAAAAAUACUAAUAUUGCUAAAAUAAAAGCAAGUGAGUUUGAUAAAAUAUCUAUUGAGGAUAUACCAUCAAGUUCAAUUCCACCUUGUGUUAUUUCUGAUAAUAAAAAAAAAAAUAAAUAUAAUCUUUUACAAAAAAAUAAAACAUUAUCAUUAUGUGGUAGUGAAGAACAAUAUGCAUUAUGUUCCAAUUCUACAUGUUCUGUAGAAAAUUAUGAAAAAAAUAAAGAAUUACAAAAUGAUAAUAUUUCAUCUUAUUCUGAUAAUAAUAGCACAAAAUAUAUAAGAGAUCAAGAUUCGAAUCAAAAUAAAUUUUUUAAUUCUACUCAAAAUAGUAUUAUUAACUCAUCAAAUGAAGUCGAAUGUUGUAUUUCAACUAUCACACCUUCUUCUUCUUCUAUUUUUGAUAAUAAAGAAAAAUAUCAAGACGAUAACAUAAAUAAAAAUAAUCAAAUUGAACAACACAUUCGAUCAUCAAGUAAUGAAAUAAAUUUAGAUGAAAUUUGUAAUGAUAAUCCUGAGGGAGAUGAUAUAGAUAAUUUAGCCUUUAAAAUUAUUAACACUAUUAAUAUUGAAAAAAAUUCAGAAUUUUUAAAAAUAAGUGAUAAGUCUUUAUUAAACGAAUUAGGUUCUAUUAAAAAUAAUCAAAAUAAAUAUGAUACUUCUAAUAAAGAAAAUGAUAAAUUGAACUCACAAAAUCAAGAUAUACAAAAUAAUACCCAAAAUGUAUCUCCUAUUUUAGAUCAAAAUAUAAUGAUAGGCUCUUCCAAAUUACAAUCAACCAAUUUAAUAAAUCACGAAACUUCUAUUAGUACUAUUACUGAUGAUGAUGAUAAUGAUAAUAAUGGGGAUGAAAUAAAAGAGAGGAAUGAAGAAAAGUAUAAAAAUUCCAAUGAGUUAAAACAAAAUAACAAAUCAGUAGACAAUAGUACAUAUUGUACAACCUUAAAACAAACUGUUAAUAGCGAAUUGAGUAAUGUUAUAAAUGAAGAGUUUAAUUUAUUUGAUAAUUGUAAUAAUAAUAAUACAGUUAGUAAAAAUUCAAGUAAUACCACAUCAGGCUUAAAUAGAAUAAAUGACGUUAAUAAUAUAUUAACCGAUUUGAAUUAUUUUUUUGAAAAUAAUUCAAAUACAAUUAAUGAUCAAACAGCUAAUUUUGAUGAAAAUUCAGAUGAUUCUGAACAACUAAACGAUGAAACUAUAAGUGAUAGUUAUGACAGUGAAAUUGAAAAUAUUAUUUUAUCAGAAAAAGAAAGGAAAAUUAAAAUGUUAAUUUGGGAUGAUGUGAUGAAAGGUUGUAUGCCAAAUUUAUCCAAAAAUAUUAAAAAGCCAAAAAAAAGACAAAAUACUGAUAUUAAUAACUCAAAAAAUAAAAUACCAAAUAAUAAAAAUAAUGUUGAUGAUCCUCAAGAUCAGUUAUCAACGGGAGAUUCCGUGAUAAAGGCUUUGGAAAAAUCCAAUAAACUUUUGCCUAAAAAAAUUAAUUAUGACGUAUUGAAAUCACUUUUUUCAUCAUAA
Molecule: messenger RNA, 2100 nt
Organism: Plasmodium yoelii
Lineage: Eukaryota; Apicomplexa; Aconoidasida; Haemosporida; Plasmodiidae
Product: transcription factor IIIb subunit, putative
Exons: 1
Biological process (GO): transcription by RNA polymerase III; transcription preinitiation complex assembly; DNA-templated transcription initiation
Cellular component (GO): transcription preinitiation complex; nucleus; transcription factor TFIIIB complex
Molecular function (GO): TBP-class protein binding; RNA polymerase III general transcription initiation factor activity; RNA polymerase III type 3 promoter sequence-specific DNA binding
Source: RefSeq, a predicted model, not a curated record